ACUUUCCUCCUCCUCUUCCUCCUCCUUUUCCUCCCUCACCACCCACCUUUCACCUUGACAGAAACAUCACCCACCACCCACCAUGGCUUCGGGCGCUAUUGUUGCGGCCAGCCUGGUGACGACAUACGUCUUUCUGCGCUUCCUGCUCUCAUACACCCAUGACGAAAAGGAACCCCCCGCAGUCGCAACCGAAAUCCCCUUCCUGGGCCCAAUCAUUGGAAUGGGCAAAAAGUCCAAGUUCUACACCGAUCUCCGCGACAAGUACAAUCUUCCCAUCUACACCUUGCGCCUCCCCGGAUCGAGAAUCUACGUCGUCAAUUCAACCAGCCUAAUCCCCGUCGUCCAGCGUCAGGCCCGAAUUCUCGAUUUCGCACCCAUUGAAGCGAGAGCGGCGAUAAACGUCAUGGGAGCGACACCGGAAGGCAGAAAGAUACUGAAGAUGGAUCGCAACGGUGUGGGCGAACAUAGCUACGCUAUAGAGUUUGACAAGGCAAUCCACCCUGCCGUAACCCCCGGUACCAACCUUGAUGCCAUGAACAGGCGUUCGGUUCAGAAGGUCUCCGAGUUCCUUGACACAUUGGCUUCCCAGACUCCCACGACCAUGAUGCUGUACAAGUGGGUUCAAAAGGAAAUUGCCUGGGCCACGACGGAGGCAGUCUUUGGUCCCAAGAACCCUUUCCAGGACCCUGACGUUUUAGAUGCGUUCUGGAAGUUCGAACCGGGUAUUGUAGUCCUGUUGCUUCAACUGUUGCCUUCCAUCCUAGCCAGAGAGAGCAUUCAAGCCCGCGAAAAGCUUGUCGAAGCGUUCAUGAAGUACUACGGCAGUAAAGGACACGAACAAGGUUCAGCACUUGUCCGUGCAAGGUACGAGCACAGUGCCGACUACAAUGUCUCGCUCGAAGACACGGCGCGAUUUGAGCUAGGAGGUGCUGUGGCGAUUCUGACCAACACCAUACCUUCAGCGUUCUGGGUCUUGUGGCACAUCAUCUCAGACGCUGCCGCUCUAAAUGAAUGCAGAGAAGAACUAUACCGUCUUUGCAAAGUCGAAGGAGACAGUGUCUCUAUCGACAUAACUGAGGUUAAAUCUCUCUGCCCAAUCUUACUUUCCACGAUGCAAGAAGUCUUGCGUGUCCACGGCACUGGUACUUCUGUUCGAGUUGUCCAGCAAGACUACCUCCUCGACAACAAGUACCUCCUCAAGAAAGGCAGUACUCUGAUGAUCCCGGGCCCGGUGCAGCACAGCUCAAAGGAAGUCUACGGCGAGAGCGUCAGCGAGUUCAAUCACAAGCGCUUCAUACGCACCGGCACAGGUGAUCGCCGCCUGAACCCGGUUGGAUUCCGCGGAUUCGGCGGUGGCUCCACACUCUGCCCCGGUCGCCACUUCGCAACCACAGAGAUCAUUGCGUUCGUGGCCUUGAUGGUUCUCCGCUUCGACAUCAAGCCGAAGAGCGGCACAUGGGUACGCCCUACCACGGACAAGGCAGGUAUGCAAGCUACUGUGCCGCCACCUGACACGGAUGUUGAGGUUGAGAUCACGCUGCGGGAGAACGAGUUAGCGGGAAAGCAGUGGAACGUGAUUCUGACGGGCUCAGACAAGGCCAUGGAUCUUGUCGCUGAGGAUGCUGGUCAGCAGUAGAGUUGACGGAGCAAGGCGACUGUUAGUAGAGAAGGCACUCCCCGGUGUAUAGGAGAGAAGCUGGGUUGCAAAAGAAGUAGCAGUACAAACUCUUGAUCUGCC
Messenger RNA from Aplosporella prunicola CBS 121167, 1738 nucleotides. RefSeq lists its product as uncharacterized. Gene Ontology annotation, molecular function: heme binding; monooxygenase activity; oxidoreductase activity, acting on paired donors, with incorporation or reduction of molecular oxygen. Bases 83 to 1636 code for a protein of 517 amino acids. Lineage: Eukaryota; Fungi; Ascomycota; Dothideomycetes; Botryosphaeriales; Aplosporellaceae. The record is from RefSeq and is a predicted model, not a curated record. The transcript has 3 exons.